This is a messenger RNA of Cyphellophora europaea CBS 101466, 624 nucleotides long. RefSeq names its product haloacid dehalogenase, type II. The transcript has 2 exons. Lineage: Eukaryota; Fungi; Ascomycota; Eurotiomycetes; Chaetothyriales; Cyphellophoraceae. Bases 1 to 624 code for a protein of 207 amino acids. The record is from RefSeq and is a predicted model, not a curated record.
AUGGCUGCACCGAAAGCCAUCAUCUUCGAUUUGCUCACGGCUCUCUUGGAUAGCUGGACGGUCUGGGACCUCUCGAUUCCUGAUAACGAGAAACAUAUCGCUGCCGGAACCACCUGGCGCAAGCUGCUCCGUUCUGCACGAGACGUUGGACUCAGUGACAGGAGCGCCGGAAAUUUGUGCCGCAAUUGGGAUCAAAUCCAGCCCUGGUCAGAAGCCCCCAAGGUCCUGGUGCAGCUGAAGAAGCAAGGCUUCAUGCUGGCUGUUGUGACUAAUUGCAGCAACGAACUAGGCAUCAGGGCUGUGCGAAACUGUGAGGCAGCUGUCAAGAGUGAGACUGGAUGGUUCUUCGAAUUUGACAAGGUGGUGACUGCCGAAGAGGCUGGCUUCUACAAGCCCAACCCGAAGCCCUAUAGUAUGGUGCUUGAGAAGCUAGGGGUCAACGCGCAGGAGGCGACUUUUGUGGCAGGCAGCUCGGCUGAUAUCCCUGGGGCUACUGGGAUGGGCAUGAAGGUAGUCUGGAACAAUCACAUUGGCCUGAAGAGAAAGAAUGAUGUGCUACCAUGGCGCGAGGGCAAGCAAUUAGACGAAGCUAUGGGAGAUAUCCUGGAGCGUUCACCCGCCUGA